CAACCUUCUCUUCAAUACUCUCCGUAUCGAAUUCGCAUCACUGUUUGUCACACACCACUGCUUGCUCCAACGUCUCUCCCCAACCAGAACCUCUCAUUCUUCUCCUCCUUUCACCUACUUCCAUGAAUACGAUGGCUUCGGCAGCAGCAGUAGCAGCAACAACAACCGGAGCCCCAGACAAAAUGGUUAUCGGCUACCCGGCUCUGUCCAACCACGUCGCAGCCGGUUACCCAGCCCCCGGGACAGCCUACCCUUAUGCGGUCCCACCUCCUUCCUCCUACCCUCAAGCCUACCGUACUGUGGGCCCUCGCCAUAGCCGCAGUCAGCCCUCCUUCCUCUGCCGUCUCAUCGCCGCCGCGACCGUCCUGUUCGCCAUCCUCGGCCUGCUCUUCUUGAUCACCUGGCUCGUCCUCAAGCCCCGCCUACCGGUGUUCCGGGUCGACUCGGUGUCUGCCUCCCCUCUCAAUACGACUCGCUCCCAGUUAACCGCCGCGUGGAACAUAACCCUCGUAGUCCGUAAUCCCAACACCAAGCUUAGCAUCUACUACGACCGUGUGCAGGCCUCUGUCUUCUACAAGGACGGGUCCCUAAUCAGUACGAUGCCGUUACCGCCCUUCUUCCAACCGAAGAGGAACGAGACCCGGGUCAGGUUCCAACUCGGUGUGGUAGGUCAGUACGUGGGUGAAUACGUGGCGACAGAGAUUUCGGACGAGAGGGCUGGUGGGUCGGUGGGAUUCGGGGUCAGAGUGCUUGCUUGGAUGAGGUUUAGGACUAGAUCUUGGUGGAGAACGAGUCAAUGUCUGCUUCGGGUUUACUGCGAUCGGAUUCAAAUCGGGGUUGACCCGAGUAAAGCUUCCAGAUCUUUGACGAGUCAACCCGGGUCUUGCGAGGUUGAACUUGAGUAGCAGACUAGUAGUUACUACAUAAAGUACGUAGAUCGUCGAAUCUGAAUUCAGGCGCUUUAGGUCUCCCUUCUCAAUGACUCUUCAAUUAUCAACUAUGACUACAAUGCAUGUGUGUGAGCUAGCUCAAAUUACAAUCGAAAUGAUCUGUUUCUCUCCUUGCUGCACUGCCGCCUUCCUGGUGGAUGGAACAUUAAAUAAUAAUCCAGGCUGUUUUGAUUGGAAUUUCAGCUCUCCAAAUGCAGAGAAGCUAGCAGCAGAUCAUGUGCUUCAACCAUUUUUGACGCCUUACUGUUAGUGGCUAUGGUCUCUUGCAUGUCUAAUGAAUGAAUAGAAGCAAGCUAGGCUAUUGGGUGGCCUAGCUUUUCAAAGGGAGGUCAUUUAUUUGAGGUGGUCGUGCAAUUCUUAAGUUUUCACAUACCCGGUUUGUAACUUUCGCUUGGAUCCAUCUGUGGAAGGAAGGUAAGGUUUCUGAUGUUUUGGUGAGAUUGAGGUUGUGGGAGUCGUAUCCUGGUCAUGUUACUGAGCUGCGGAGGUUUGUAAGUAAGUGUUAUCAGAGACACAAAGCAGCUCCAGUGCUGAAUGCAACUAGAGCGUGUUUUUCAUAUAGCCGUUAGCCAUAUAGGUCAAUAGAUUGGUUGGAGCUUGGAUCCAUCUGUGGAAGGAAGGUAAGGUUUCUGAUAUUUUGGUGAGAUUGAGGUGGUGGGAGUCGUUUCCUGGUCAUGUUACUUAGCUGCGGAGGUUUGUAAGGUAAGUGUUAUCAGAGACACGAAGCAGCUCCAGUGCUGAAUGUGUUUUUCAUAUAGCCAUUAGCCAUAUAGGUCAAUAGAUUGGUUGGAUCCGCAUUGAAUGACUCUCUAUUUCCAUGAAAAUACCUUUAGGUUUUGUAGAUUUCAUACUCGUUUAUCCUUGAAGUUCAAGCUGAUCCCAUUCUGAAGUUCCUCUAUUAUGCAUUUUCUUUUAGGGACCGGACCGCCAAUUGGGAUGUCAAUCCUCCUGUUGGCACCCUGCAAUAAGUGGGGCAUAAACUAUGAUUAUUAUCUUCAGUCAUUUGUUUCUGGUGUCGAGAACGUAUUGUACAAAUGGAAUUCUUUGGUUAAGUACAUCAUCCAGUUCUGCAUAAUGUAAGAAAAAUUAGAUUA
Messenger RNA from Carya illinoinensis, 2044 nucleotides. Its product is annotated as NDR1/HIN1-like protein 10. The transcript has 2 exons. Lineage: Eukaryota; Viridiplantae; Streptophyta; Magnoliopsida; Fagales; Juglandaceae. Bases 123 to 905 code for a protein of 260 amino acids. Gene Ontology annotation, cellular component: plasma membrane. The record is from RefSeq and is a predicted model, not a curated record.